Myripristis murdjan (pinecone soldierfish) is the source of this 1120-nucleotide messenger RNA. It is a transcript of the gene ccn6, whose product is annotated as cellular communication network factor 6. Gene Ontology annotation, molecular function: heparin binding; integrin binding. Gene Ontology annotation, cellular component: extracellular matrix; extracellular region. Gene Ontology annotation, biological process: cell adhesion; signal transduction; positive regulation of cell differentiation. The transcript has 4 exons. Lineage: Eukaryota; Metazoa; Chordata; Actinopteri; Holocentriformes; Holocentridae. The coding region runs from base 1 to 1056 and encodes 351 amino acids. The record is from RefSeq and is a predicted model, not a curated record.
AUGACUGUAAAAAGUCAUUUUCAAGCCACCAAAAAUGUUGUCUUUAUCUUGAAACAGUGUUUGAGCAAGGCUCAAAAUAAUGGGCAGCUGCCGACUCCUCAAGGUGGGCGCACUGCCAUUGAGAGGAGGCAGUUCUGCCAGUGGCCGUGCAAGUGUGGGAUAAAACCUCAGUGUGCCCCGGGAGUGAGCUCCGUUCUCGAUGGAUGUGGCUGCUGCAAGAGCUGCGCCCGGCAGAUCGGACAGCCAUGCAACGAGAGGGACGUCUGUGACCCGCACAAGGGCAUGUACUGCGACUUUUCAGCUGACCAGCCCAGAUACGAGGUCGGAGUCUGCGCCUACAUGAUGGCAGUGGGGUGCGACCUAAAUGGGGCCCACUAUGAGAAUGGACAAGCCUUCCAGCCCAGCCCCCUCUAUAAGUGCACAUGCAUUGCCGGAGCCAUCGGCUGUACGCCUGCUUUCAUCCAGAAGCCUGCUGGUCUCUUAGGCCCCGCCCCUCUGAUGGGCAACAUGCCAGCUGGCCUCCGCAGUGGCCAGAGUCCAAGGAAGCACCAGCAGGAUACAACUUACAUGGUCAUGCCAGCUUACAGGGAUCCUCCUUUAGCCUGGAAGAAGAACUGCCUGAUCCAGACCACCCCCUGGAGCCCCUGCUCCAAGACCUGCGGCUUGGGCAUCUCUGUGCGUGUCAACAACGACAACAGCAAAUGUGAGAUGAGGAAGGACCGGCGCCUGUGCCUGCUGCGGCCAUGUGAGAAGAGUGUGCUGAAGAGCAUAAAGGUCCCAAAGGGAAAGACAUGUCGGCCGAAGUUCCAGGCAAAGAAAGCAGAGAAGUUGAAACUUUCUGGAUGCACUACUACCAAGAAGUUCAAGCCCACAUACUGUGGUGUCUGCACAGACAAGCGCUGCUGUGUCCCCAACAAGUCCCGCAUGAUCACGGUCAACUUCACCUGCAAAGGAGGCUCUGUUGCACGUUGGAAGAUGCAGUGGAUAACUUCCUGUGUGUGCCAGAGGAAGUGCAACGAUCCAGGUGACAUGUUUGCUGACUUGCGCUUUCUCUAGCGAAUCCAUCCAAAAGGACUUGAGACAGAGACACAGGGCACUAGCCCAGUGCUGCAGAGUAUGG